Messenger RNA from Phytophthora sojae, 606 nucleotides. RefSeq lists its product as hypothetical. NCBI's taxonomy places the organism in Eukaryota, Oomycota, Peronosporomycetes, Peronosporales, Peronosporaceae. Bases 1 to 606 code for a protein of 201 amino acids. The transcript has 3 exons. The record is from RefSeq and is a predicted model, not a curated record.
AUGCGCAGGGGGCGCUUGGUGGACUACGCGCAGUCCCUGCGCGAGAUCGCGGAGCGCGGCGAGAUCGGCGACUAUUGGCAGGUGAACGCGUUUCUCAAGGGCAUGAGCAGCGUGGCGGGGCGACGCAGAUCAGUAGACGACGACGCGAGGUGCCCGGCCAAGACGCUGAAGGUCGAGGGCGUGUACGGGGGAGCGGCGGGUCAGAACGGUAGCUACGGCAACCCUGCGCUCGCCACGCGCGAGGGCCGCAUGCGCAACCACGAGCGGGAUGGCUACGAAGGAGGCGAUACGUCAGCCGGGAGCGCGGCGGUGACGGUGAUGCCCUCGGCAACGAACCCGAUGGGAAAGAAGGAGGACACGAACGGCCGGAACGGUAUGACGGGCAGCGUGGACAGCAGCGUGACGAACCGGCGUGUGGUGUCCGACACCCGCGUCGUGCUGCGUGAGUGCGGGUUCGACACCCGUGGCGAGCUGAGCAAGGCGGAAGUGGCAGCAUUGGUGACGAAACAGCUGGACGCAUGGGUGGCUGCGCAGGAUGCCACAGACGACGCCCGCGGUGAUGAAGCGACACCGGACAAGCUGCUCUGGCGGAGGAAGCCCGUGUGA